This is a messenger RNA of Cylicocyclus nassatus, 2366 nucleotides long. Lineage: Eukaryota; Metazoa; Nematoda; Chromadorea; Rhabditida; Strongylidae. The record is from the annotation of a GenBank genome assembly.
AAAAUUCAGUGUACAGCCUCCUAUCAGCACAUCUGCCUUGUAGUAGCGCUGGAUGUUAGAACUUGGAGAGACUUCGGUGGCAUUUGAACCGGAAACUCUUCAGAAUGGUCAGUCCGGUAACGUUACGCAGAACUUCUUCGACGAUGUCAACUUGAAGAUUUGCACUGUUCGAAAUAAUGGCUCAUUGGGAAUAACUGCAAAAUCGUUAGCUGUUAAUGAUGUAAUAUCAGCACGGACGAAAGAUCGAGGACCGCCUGGUUUGAUGAAACUUUCUCCAAAUGGGAAACUAGCCAUUCUUCAGCGACAAAUCAACUCUGUGGAUAUCGUGCUGUUGGAGAAAAAUGAUGGCACCACGGCUGUUGAAUUCAAUGUUGCAACCAAGUCUCGCGAUAUGAUACUUAGCGUUGAUUGGAUAAGCAACAAUCAGAUUCUGUUUGUAACCAAGCAGUCAUUGGAAUUAUUCGGUCUGAAUGAAGAAAAGAGAACAGCCAAAGUAUUGCGGACGUCAAAUGUGUCAGCUUCUUGGUCUAUAUAUUACGCUAAAUCAAGCUUGGUUAUUGUUGCAACGGGUAGUAAUUGCACAACCUUACAACCAUUUCUUGUUCAACACGGGCAGUUCACUAGAUUGAAGAAUUUUGAUGUGGAUUCCGGCACGCCUUCUAAUGAAAACCUCUUAGAAAAGGAUGUUACGUUAACAUCUUUAUAUGGAAAGAUUUGCGUUAUGGUAUUGCGGUACAGCGUACGUGGAGCAACCACGACCGAUCUGUUGAUAUACGAACUUUCUUCGGAUUUAAAUGUCCCUAUGAAGAUGAAGUAUUCGCUAGCGUUAGGUUGCUCUGGCGGUUUUGGAAUUCAUGUAAUUGACAAUCUGAUUGUGGUCCAUCAUCAGGGUGUGGCGAAGUCUAUGAUUUUUGAUGUAGCGCUUUCUCCCAAUCGACCUACCCAUUCUCCACUAAUCACAGUCUCAAUAAAACCUUCUCCUGUCUGCCAACCGCCUCCUGCCUUGUACAUACCUCUUUGGUCGAUGUUCCAACCGGAUAUAGUCGUUGAUCCUGUUGCUGGGAUGAUGUAUCGGUUAACGGUUUGUUGUAAUCGUGCUCAAGAUGAAAUACACGAAAAGGCUAUGCUCAUCGAGUUUUUGAUACAUCGUACGGGUCAGAAGCAGCUUGUACUUGACACAUUGCUCAGUUGUUUGAAAGCUAAAGAGUUGCGUUUGCGGCAGAUUAGGAAGCUGUUUGAUCUCAUUGUUGAGAAAUAUUCUCUAUCUACAUCAGCUAUGAGCAAUGGUGCUGAAUCGUCGAAGCCGCAGUUGGAGCCCGUGCCUGUGCAACACUUGCGAGUUGAACAGCAGGAGAUGCAGAGCAGUAUCUUUAUUCCGAUGAUGGAGGAUUCAACCACUGAUGCAAAAUUUGUCGCAGAUGUGAUGUUACAGUAUCUACGAAGUUUACAUCGUUAUGCAAUACCUGUCGAAGCAUAUUUCCUGGAGAUGGUCGUAGAAGCGCUCGCACAAGCGGGUGAAAUGGCUAAGCUGCAUCAGCUUGUAACCUACAGAGUCGUUUCGGACUCGAAGCCUUUGGCAUUUCUUUUGCUUUCGUAUGAAGCAAGAUGUCCUUCACUGUUUCAAUCUGGUAUGGAUAUAUUGGCACGGCAAAAAGCUUGUGAUGAGAUUGUGGAAGUUCUGUUGGAAAGGCGUCAUGUUAUCGAUGCAAUGAGAUACUUGGAUACGCAGCAGACAGAUACGAACAGUCUGAAGCUCUUAGAUGCUGCAAAACAAGAAAAUCGCGUAGUCCAAUUCGCGGUAAUAAACCACUUGAUAAAUAGAAAGUCAAAAGGAGAAAACGUGUCGAGAUUGGAAAGUGAGAUUAAGUCACUUUUUACCGAAGAGGAAAUUGAAGAAGCUACGGAAGAAGUGGCUAAGGCUAUUCAGUUUACAUGAUUCCAUCUUGCUGCGACUAUAGUCUUAGCCAGUAAUCACUCCUUGUUACAUGUAGUUGACAGUUCUUCUCAUCGUCGUCUUUCCAAUGUGCCUCAAUCUCGUCACAUAGCUAAACAAGAGAUUUUGCCUCAGUUCAUGGUGCCAACUUCUUUCAAUCUUCCUACUCAAUUUCGCAGAGACUGUGAUAUCCAAUCAUUUAUGCUGCGCUGAUCAAAAUCAAACUUCAUAGCGCAAAUCAGUCUUCAACUUUGAGUCCAAUAUUUAUUCAAAUUUUAUGAUAGCUGUAACUUUUAUGUACAUUCUAUCAAUCUCACAAACUUAGAAAAUCUAUAUUUCAGGAUAAUAAGUGUAAAUAGAUGUUCACCGCUUUUCUUACUGGUGCUACAAAGAAUUUUUUGGACAUGCAACUUUACGUCUUUACAUCACAGAG